This is a messenger RNA of Rotaria sordida, 1434 nucleotides long. The record is from the annotation of a GenBank genome assembly. NCBI's taxonomy places the organism in Eukaryota, Metazoa, Rotifera, Eurotatoria, Philodinida, Philodinidae.
AUGGUUGAUUUAGAAUUAAAGAAGUCUCUUCCACUUGAUAAAUCAUACUAUAGAAUAAUUGAAGAAUUAAAUACAUGGCAUACAAAUAUUAUAAAACAACUUAAUGAAAUGCAUGAUAAUAUAUUUUUUGAUAUGAAAAGAACAUUUGAUGAUGUUCAUUAUUUUGCUUCAUUUACAAAUGAACUUUUAAUUGAACAAGAAAAUCAACUUAAAAAAGCAAAAUCCCAUGAAGAAAUUGAUAUUAUUCAAGAACGAAUUAAUCAACUCGUAUCAGAAGUUCAAUUUUUACAAUUAUUAUCAUUUCAUUUAAAUUAUGAUUCAGUUAAAUUCAAUGGUAAACUUCGAAUAAAUUAUAAUAAUAAUGAAAUAAAAUCAAAUUCAUCAUUAAUAACAACAACAUUUCCUUGUCUUUAUAAUACAUCCCAAACAAUAUUUGAUUCAUCGGAAUUUUCAACAAAUAAUAAACAAUUAAUUUCAUCCUAUACAAAAUAUCGUUUUCUUAUUUCACGAAUUGAUGCUAUUGAAUUAAAAAAAAAUUUUUCUUCCAUUUUUCAUUUAACUUCUUAUAAUAAUGAAUUAAUAAAUGAUUGUAUUUUAACAUUUAAUGUAUUUAAUCUUGAUUCAUUUCUUAAUGCAUUUACAUUCUAUUGGAAUUUAUUUUCAAAUAAAAAUGAAAUACGUAUGCUUAUAAUACAAAAUAAUAUAUUAUUUUUAAUGAAUAAAUUAAAUGAAAUAUCUUAUUCACUUAUAAAACGUUUUCAAUUAGAUGAAAUAAAAAUUUUUUCAAAUUUAUGUCCAAAAUCUGAUGAAAAAAUUUUAUUAAUUAAAGGAAAACAACGUAAUCUUAUGAAAGAUUGUAUUAAAGAAAUUUAUUUUAAUAUUGAAGAAAAUAAUAAAAAUCAAUAUAUAAAACAAAAUAUUAAAUUAUAUAAUCCAGCUAAUUUAUCAAAAGAUGAUAUUAAUGAAAUAAUCUUAUCAAAUUUAGAUUAUGGAGGUUUCAUACCUAAUCAAACUAGAUUAACGACUGCACAUCAUUCUCAAAUGCAUAUAACUGAAGAUGAAGAAAGUGAUGACGAUGAUGAUGAGGAUGAUGAUGAUGAGUUAUGGGAUGAAAAUGAUGAAUGGUGGAAUUUUCAAAAUACUCGAGAUAAUAAUACAGACAUUGUUCAACGUGAAAUGACUAUUAGUAAUAAAUAUGCUGAUGUUGUUAUAGGCGUUAAUACAUCAUAUAUUGAUCGAAUAAAACAGAAAACUGGAGCAAAUAUUUCUAUUAAUGACGAAACAAAUGAUCUUAAACGAACAAUAAUUAUGAAAGGUACUCGUGAACAAGUUGAUCGAGCUUAUGCAUGUAUUGAUAAUCUUAUUGAAAGACAUAUAAAUGAUAAAUUAUCCAUGCAUCCAAAAUAUUUACAUAGAGAACGUAAAGAAAAAUAA